This is a messenger RNA of Apiotrichum porosum, 981 nucleotides long. RefSeq lists its product as uncharacterized. NCBI's taxonomy places the organism in Eukaryota, Fungi, Basidiomycota, Tremellomycetes, Trichosporonales, Trichosporonaceae. The transcript has 8 exons. The coding region runs from base 1 to 981 and encodes 326 amino acids. Gene Ontology annotation, molecular function: phosphatidylinositol transfer activity. The record is from RefSeq and is a predicted model, not a curated record.
AUGGCCGUCGCCCUUGAGAGCCUCUUUGUGGCUCCUGAGCGGACCGCGGUCGGUGCUCCAACCCUCACGGCCACGCAAACAGAGCAUCUGGCCGCGCUCCAGGCGCACUUUGGCAAGGAUGGGUUCGACCUUGCCAUCUCCGAGGACAUUGACGAGACGAAGCGCGCACGGCUGUCUGAACGCGAGAUGAUGUUCCUUGAAUGUUUCCUUCGCUUUCUUUCUGCAACCAAGGGCAAUCUCGAAGCAGCGACCCAACGUCUCGAAAAGGCUAUUAUCUGGCGGCGUACCUCGCGCAUGGAGGAGGUUGAUGCGCUCGACAAGGAGAACAUCGCUGAGAACUUUGUGCUCGGCUUCUCCCCCACAGGCCUGCCCGUGAUAUACUUCUUCCCCAACCGCAAUACCUUGGCUCUCGAGGACCGCAGCAUCUUCCACACAAUGUUCAUCCUAGAACGCGCCAUCGACCUUAUGACCAACGGUGUGACCAACGUCCUGCUCAUAUUCAACUUCCAGGGCAAGCGUAAAGGACCGCCGACGUCGCCGUCUGCGGCGCGCGACACGAUCCACAUUUUGGGCGAAUACUACCCCGAGCUGCUGGGCUGCGCCAUCAUGCAGGACAUGCCGUGGUACAUCCGCGCGUUCGUGGCUGUCUUUUGGCCGUUUGUGGACCCGCACACAAAGUCCAAAGUCAAGUUCCACACGGGCGCGCAGGCCGUGGCUGCGGGCGAGAUUGCGGGCGACGUGCUACUCCGCGAGACGGGCGGCGAGCUGGACCUGCCAUACGACUUUGACACGUUCUGGCCCGCAUUCAUGGAGCGAUGCCGUGCGUGUCGUGCCGAGCACGAACGACGGUGGCGGGCCUUAGGCGAACCCCAGGUCGGGCGCGAGGAGCGGCUGUGGAAGCUUCCGCCGGGGAAGGAGGCCGUCGUUGAUGGGAUGGUGGCCAUCACCGAGCCCACCACCACGCCCGACAUUACCGCAUAG